Messenger RNA from Acanthocheilonema viteae, 763 nucleotides. Lineage: Eukaryota; Metazoa; Nematoda; Chromadorea; Rhabditida; Onchocercidae. The record is from the annotation of a GenBank genome assembly.
GGGCUUGAACCAUAUGUCACUUGCUGGCCAAAAAAUAGCUGGUGUGCAUACUCUGCGACACACUCGCCAUAUCCUGGCCACUGUGUGUGGCUUAGGAAUGGGCGUGAUGGCAGCAUUAUUUCUUAUUAUCAAUGUUAUUGCUGACUUUUGGGGCCACGGUACUGUAGGUUUACCAGCUACUGUACCGUAUGUAUCGGACCGCUUCACAACCAAACUCUUUCCCAACGAUCAGCAUUUUCCUAUAACGUACUCUAUAUCAGCAUGCAUGGUUACAUUGUGUCAUGUUUUUUGGACCGUACUAUUCUGGGAUGGAUGUCAUAAAAAGGGUACGAGAAGUACCUGGUGGAUGGGUAUUUGUUUUGCUGUCACCUCACACUACGCUAUGUCUGCUCUGAGCUUCGGAAAUCGUACGAAAUAUCAGAUGGCGGUAAUGUGCGUGCAAGGAGCUAUCGUUAUGGUAAAUGCAGUGAUCUCAUUCUUGGUAAUGGAUGUCACUUGGCCAAUAUUGAAACGCAGAACAAAAUUAGCACUUUACAGACUGGUACGCAUACGAGGCUGCAGCUCUGAAUCUGUUGGUGCUUCUAUUUCCAGAUCUGAAAACUCUGCCAAUGAUAGGUCGAGCUUUUAUGUGCAAGUUCUGCAGUCGAUGGUUGAUCCCACCGAAUGGUUGGGUACAUGCACAACGAGAGUCCAAGGAAAUGCUAGCUAUAUUAUUGAAGAAGCUAAGACCUACGAUGACGAAGGCAGCGCUUAUGCUAUUUAA